Neurospora tetraspora is the source of this 1438-nucleotide messenger RNA. RefSeq lists its product as uncharacterized. The transcript has a single exon. Lineage: Eukaryota; Fungi; Ascomycota; Sordariomycetes; Sordariales; Sordariaceae. The coding region runs from base 206 to 1387 and encodes 393 amino acids. The record is from RefSeq and is a predicted model, not a curated record.
GCUGCAAACAUUCACCAAAUCCAUCCAGGAACAGGAAAGCCGACCUGAAGAUCCCGCCUUCUGUGCCAGCUCCACCGCUACUGCCAUUCGACACUUGAUCGGAUCCCAUUCCGAAGCAAGCAAGCCACGGUUCGAUCCGAUCCGACCGACGACCGCCCGUCCUCCCGCCAAGUCGAACCAGCCUGACGGGAACAGAAAGAAAAAGAUGGCGGCAGCAACAAAACACUCGUCCCUCGCCGCCUUGGCUUCCCUCUCCCUCCUUCUCUUCUCUCCGGUUUCUGCCUCCGCACAGCAAGUUCCUGAACUAUCAUGCCUGCACUUGCGCAGCCACGAGCUGGCCGCCAUUUCCGCCUGCGGUGAUGAGGGCGCUCUCAACCACUACUUCUCCACGUUUCCCCCCAACUUGUCGUCCGGCGACCCCGAGUACCGCAAGACCCUGACGAAAUGCUAUAUCGAUUCCGGGUGCAACGACGAGGAAACCCCUGGCCAGAUCGCCAUCGCCGCCAAGCGCUGCUCCGGGGGGCCCGCCGCCCGCCCCCAUCAUCAGCUGGGCGCUCGCUCCGAAAAGGGUGCCUUCAACAACCACCGCCUGCGCAUUCCCGUCAAGCCAGCGCAGGCCGCCGUCGCCCGCGCCGCCGUCACUGAUGCGCCCGUCGACGCCGAUGUCGCCCUCAUGAUGACCAAGAUCACCGCCGCGCCCAUCCUGCCCCGCGCAGGUGAGACCAUCGAAACCCGUCCCGUCGCCGGCACCGAGCGGCCCAAAUCCCCCUUGAUCUGCCUGACCAAGUCCGAGAAGUCGAUCCAGUCGUGCCCGACCCAAUCCACCGGCACCGCCUCGGGCAAGAGGCUGCCCUGCUUCGAGACCUCGGUCCCCGUCGACGUGUGCGUCGAGGGUCUGAUCUGCCAGAACCAGAACGGCCAGGGCAUCAGCUGCAUGUACAAGGAGUCCGGUCUCGACACGGCGGGAAUCGUCAUGGCCAUCUACUUCGCCGCCACCAUCUUUUUGGCCGUCUGCGGUCUGUGCUUCUUCUGCUGCCGCGAGCGCCGCACCAUGAAGAAGCUCGAGCGCGCGGCCGAGGCGGCCAAGAUUGCGAAGGAGGCCAAGACGAGCGCCAUGGUCGCUAACAAGCGCGCUGCUGCCGCCCCCACCCACGACCAGCACCAGCAGGAGCAGGAGCAUAUGUUGGAGCAGCCGCUUAUGGGCGGUAACACGGGUUAUAUGGGUGGUGGUGGAUAUCAGGGCGUUCCGCUGAACAACGAGUAUGAUGAUGUCCCGGCCCCGCCGCCGCAUAUGGCCGACACGGGAUAUGGGGGCGCAGCGGGCGUUACGGGCGGUGCGCCGAACCCGUUCUCGGAUCAUAAUGAGGGACACCCUGCUUUGAGGUAAUCCGGUCCAUGUUGAUGUUGAGAGUUGGGUUGGUAGGGUUGUUGGAUGAAA